CUAUGGUCACGAUCAUCAUCGUUUUGGCAAUAAUCUGUGGAAUUGUCUGUUCUAUAUGCAUACCUUUUUGAUAUCAUGGCUCAUAAUAACCGAUAUGGCAUGUUUUGAAUAUCCUGAACGUUUAUGGGAUAGUAAUGAUACCGGAGGUAUUGAAAUAAUGAUAAAAUAUCUAUACCUAAUCGACUUAUCGAAUUAUAUUUAUUCAACAAUUCAUUUGAUAAUCAAUUAUCGUCAUCAGUGGGAUUACGAUUCGCCAAUGUUAAUCGUGCAUCACUUAGCUGCAAUCAUACUGUUCAUAUUAUCACAUUCGAUUCGAAUGUAUCGGAUGGGUGUAGCAAUCAUAUAUCUAUUGGAAAUAUCUGAAGUAUUUUAUUUUCUGCGUUGCACAAUCAAAAUCCAGUUAUCCAUUAUUCAACGGUGGAAAAACUUAAUACGUUUCAUUGGAUUUUCCUCAAUGCUCAUCAUUUGGAUUUACAAUCGAUUGUAUCGAUAUCCACUUAUCAUUUUGGCAUCGGCUGUCGAUUUUGGCUAUCAUCGUCUCAUAUUGAUCGAUACGAUUGCUAUCUAUGUAUUCGUCUAUUAUAUUCUGUUAUUGAUACAGCUUUUCAAUAUUUAUUGGUCCAUUAUUCUUAUCAAAUUGAUCAUUCAUAUCUUUCGUAAUGGUUUGGACCAAUUGGAGGAUGUCCGAGAAAUUCGUUGCCAAAAAUAAUACAAAUCAAUUGCCAUUCGUUCAUUCACUUGUGCUUGUUGUUUUUCUUUUAUUAUUCCAAUAGCGACAAAAACAGUUUUUUUUCUAUUAACUCUUUUUUUCUGACGUC
This is a messenger RNA of Dermatophagoides pteronyssinus (European house dust mite), 818 nucleotides long. RefSeq lists its product as uncharacterized. Gene Ontology annotation, molecular function: sphingosine N-acyltransferase activity. Gene Ontology annotation, cellular component: membrane. NCBI's taxonomy places the organism in Eukaryota, Metazoa, Arthropoda, Arachnida, Sarcoptiformes, Pyroglyphidae. The record is from RefSeq and is a predicted model, not a curated record. Gene Ontology annotation, biological process: ceramide biosynthetic process.